GCUUGAUUAGCUAUUUGGAGCACUCUGAGAACUUAACCUCAGCUCUUUCUCUGCUUAUCCUGAAGUAAUUGUCACCAAGCACUGCUUAGGAGAGAACUAGGAAACAAACUUAAAGGUUUUUUGCAGGUAGACCCAAAGCAGAACAUCUUCCAUGGCUCUCGCUGUCAGCAUUUUCUUCUCCUUGAUGCUCUCCUGCUGCCUGGGGGCUACAGCAGCCCGGAAUUAUAAGACCAUCAUAACAGUGAAAAAUGGAGGACCAUAUGGAGUUUGGGGUGAAGUUCAAUUGUGCCCUAAGGGUUAUGCUCGUGGAUUUGCACUCAAGGUACAGGCACACCAGGGUAUAUGGCAUGAUGAUACAGCUCUGAAUGGCAUUCGCCUUUACUGCUCUAAUGGCAAAGUCAUUGAGUCAAAAACUGGACGGUGGGGAGAAUGGACAGAGGCUAAGUAUUGUCCCAAAGGCUACAUAUUUGCCUUCACUCUGAGAGUGGACCCACCCCAAGGGCCUGUUGCUGAUGAUACAUCAGCCAGCAAUGUCCGGUUCGCCUGUCCAGGUGGACAAAUUCUGACAGGCAACUCACAUAAAUGGGGUGUUUUUGGCCCAUGGAGUGAUCGCUGCCGCUCUAGCGCCAUAUGUGGGCUUCAGACAAAGGUAGACGAUCAAGGUAGUGCUGAUGACACAGGACUUAAUGAUGUAAAAUUUUUCUGUUGUUCCUGAACCACAAAAGCUCUCCUUACUUAUAAAACAGUGUGUCUGUGCUCGAGUGGGUUUGUUGAGAUGAAACAAACACAAUUAAAAGUUGAAUGAAGA
Molecule: messenger RNA, 808 nt
Organism: Hemicordylus capensis (graceful crag lizard)
Lineage: Eukaryota; Metazoa; Chordata; Lepidosauria; Squamata; Cordylidae
Product: vitelline membrane outer layer protein 1-like
Exons: 4
Coding region: 152-715 (187 amino acids)
Source: RefSeq, a predicted model, not a curated record